CCCUGGCUCUCCCCUUGCACAUGAGGCUGUAUGAUCAGUGUACACACAUGUAUCUGCCUUCCCCUACACAUACAUGUGAGUCUCAUCUCCUGCUCCUCCUCCUCUCCCUCCAGUGAGAGAGGCUCAGCCGGGAGACACAGAGCCCCUCUCCUCCGCUCAGCAGCAGCUAUAGUAGCAGCCGGAGCAGCGCACGUCCAGCAGUCAGUGGCAACGUUGCAUGAGGGCGGCUGUAACGACGCCUCCGGUCCCCCCGCCGCUCCACGCUCUGCACCGCGCUCGGCUCUUUGAAUUGCCCGCUCCUCCUGCCAGCGAGCUCCGUGUGCCGGGACGGGGCAUGCCUAUUCCGGCUCCGUAGGAGAGCCAGCUCCGACACUGCGGGGUCAGGGGAAUGGAGUUUACGGCAAGUGCAACUCGUAGUUGUCCCUCGCAGCCCCUGGAUGUAUGGAGCAUUGAUGCCGCUGGCUACACAGCUCAUGAAUGAUCGGGAGCCCUGUGUGACACACGCAUUACAGAGGUGGCGAUGGGCAGCAGUCUGUGAAAGAUGCCCUGCUUGUACUGAAUGCACUUCUUCCAUAGCUGUCCCGCUCUGAGCUUUUCCUACCACGGGCAGAGGAUACUACUGACCUGGAUCAUCAGCCCCAGAGAGCCCGGAUCCAGAGAGAGCAGCUAUUUGGACCCAGCAGAUAGCAGAACACUGACAGGAAGAAGAUGCCAUUCCAUCAUGUCACUGCUGGCUUGUUGUACAAGGGAAAUAACUACUUGAACCGAUCACUAUCCACAGGAAGUGACAGUGAGCAGCUUGCGAACAUCUCUGUGGAAGAACUAGAUGAAAUCCGCGAAGCCUUCCGAGUAUUGGAUCGAGAUGGGAAUGGUUUCAUUUCAAAACAAGAACUGGGAAUGGCAAUGCGAUCAUUGGGUUACAUGCCUAGUGAAGUUGAAUUGGCCAUUAUUAUGCAACGUCUUGAUAUGGAUGGUGAUGGCCAGGUGGACUUCGAUGAAUUUAUGACAAUUCUUGGUCCAAAACUUGUAUCCACAGAAGGUCGAGAUGGAUUUCUUGGAAAUACAAUAGAUAGUAUAUUUUGGCAGUUUGACAUGCAAAGGAUAACACUGGAAGAACUAAAGCACAUUCUAUAUCAUGCAUUCCGGGAUCAUUUAACAAUGAAGGACAUUGAAAACAUAAUCAUUAACGAAGAAGAAAGUUUAAAUGAAAAUUCGGGAAACUAUCAAACAGAGUUUGAAGGAGUACAUUCCCAGAAGCAGAACAGGCAAACCUGUGUACGGAAGAGCCUUAUAUGUGCAUUUGCCAUGGCCUUUAUUAUAAGUGUCAUGUUGAUUGCAGCCAAUCAGAUUCUUCGGAGUGGCAUGGAGUAGGUCUGUCACUAUAGCACUGUGAACACACAAUUAACCAUGCAUGCGCAUGCCUAGGUGAACAUUUUUAUUAAUGAAUAUUUAAUGGAAACUGCUGCGAGAAGAAUUGUUCUGCAACCCGUACAAAGCCAGCAGUUCUGAAGUGAUGUGCGGAACAAUUGAACCUUCUCGGCAGGGACACAAAAAGGGCUGUCUUAAUGCUUUAACAGUUUUUGUUUCCUAAUGCAAUAAACCCGCAGGAGUUCUGAAUUAUUACUUCAAAGUUAAGUGAUAAGAUCACCGUGCUGAAUCUGUGCACAGAUGCCUAUGAACACUGACAGAUAAAAUGUGAAUGGUGUUUAACUGUGUAAGCAUUAUUGUCAAUCCGCACCUGGCGGAAUUUUCCAUCCUAGCUGCAACAACUAUUUUUCAGGAAUACAUCAAUUUAGAUUUUGCACUAAGCUGUUUUAAAAUGGCCAGUGGCAACCAAGGAAGCAUUGUGUGCAAAUCGCUCAUAAAAGGAUUCCAUGUUCUAUUUCUGUCCAUACCUUAACAUAAGUAUUUUACUAUGUAUAUAAGCUACUCUGAUGAAAUGUGGUGUUUGAACUUCUGAGUUAAAUCUCUUGGCAGACACUGGACAAUGAUGAAUAGUCUGGGUUAGUGGAACAUUCUGGUGAUUCAGUAAGUUAAUUUUUGAAAAUAACAUUGUUUUAUGUAAUUAAAUACAUUUCUUUCUAUAAUGAUUAAAGCAAUAAUAACAAUGGCACAAAAGAUUUGGAAUAAAUCCAUUUUGGAGACAUUGUCUUGAUCUUAUUGACAAUAUUAUCCAUCUAAUGCAUUGACCUCUGGACAGUCAUGCAUUAGAUGCUCAUGAAAAACAAUCCUCAUACUGCAGUAACUAAUAUUUGUCCAUAUAAUGAAUUUAGGAGAGCCAAAGCCAUACCAAUAUUUUUCUGUAAUUCCAUACCAAAAUCAACCAUUCUUGAAUUUUAUCUUUGUACAAUUGCCUAUUCAAAUCUGGCAUGUUUUAUAUUGGAAGCUGGAAGAUGAAAGUAUUGUCAAUUUUUCAAACUUUAGACGUGCAUUCUAAAUGAUUGUUCUGUAAAUAUAAGAAAACAUUUACAAUGAGCUAUUGAGAGGUUUUUAUGUGGACCUCAAUCAUGUACGUAGUGCGUUGUGCAUUUGCACCAGUGGAUGGGUCACCCAGCGCACAUGCGGGUGUAUACUUACCUACAGUAGGUGUGCCAAAAGGUAGAAAAAUCUGGAGAGAAUCAUUGUGCCAAAUUGAAACCAUCAAAUCAAUGGUCCAUCCUCAUACUGCUCUAGUACCAUCUCUUUCAUUACGUGGACUUUUCAGUUUAUCUCUUAAAGUACUGCUUGCUUUAAAUUCAUUUAUGGUAUAAGCAAAUCACACGUGUGAAACUUUUAAUUACAUUACUCAGAAUGCACCUAAAAUCUGAAGUGCAACAUGGAAACACCAAAUUUGUCCCAUUAAAGUAAAGGAUGAUACAGUACCUAAAGAUUAUCAAAUCUGAGCUGAAGAAUACUGCUUUUGUGGAGUGUAAAUGAAUGUCUGAGCCUCUGCACAACACAUUUCUAAAAAUGUGACCUCUCCAUUAGAGAGCAAUAAAGAACCAACCAAUCAGCUAAUAAUUGUCAUUUUUUUCAAACAGCCUGUAAAAUAAUAGAAGCUGAUUGGUUAGUGCUUUAUAUCGCUCUACUUUGUCUCUCUCUAAGCUUUGAUAAAUACCCACCUAACUGUCAUAAUCGUGCUCUACCUAAGAAUAUCUCAUUUUUGCACUGCUCUGCAAAUUGAGGAUUACCAGUGCGCAUACUCCGUGUUUUGCAAAGAUUAACCUCCCCAUGACCAACCGCACCCUCAGACUGUACAACAGUCUGCUUCUUUGCAAAAGCAGCUAUGUUUCCCCUCAAUCCUAUGCCCUUAAGCAGAGAAUUGUGCAAAUGAAAGUGCACACUGGGACCAAUGCUAGUUUUGGAUGCGCAUAAGUCAUUUUGUACUUCGCAAUUAAUCUCUAUUGCGCUUUUUUUAAAGGUUGUUGCAGAAUUAAUGUCUGCAAUAAGCAGAUUGUGUUUUUCAGGUAUGCUUUCCCUUUUCAAGUAUAAACUAAAUACACGUUUUAAAAAUAAACUAUAUUUGGUUUACUGGGGAAACAAAUAUGUUUAUUAAACGUAAAUGUUGUACUGCUAGUUUCAAUUCCCACAAGGUAACUGGCUAUUCAUAGUCUGCAAACAUCAGAAUUGUUCUUUUGAAUGAAAAAUAAAGUGCCAGUAUUCUUUGGUAGAACAUAAAGAAAUAUACUGAGUGGUUACAACUGUGCUCACAAAGUAAGAAUUCAAUGCCAGAAGCUGCUGGUUACUGCUGAUUCCUACCCUUUACAUUUGGCAGUUAAUCUAUUGUGAUUUUCAUUUUCACUUCUACUCUGCAUAGUAUGAAUGUAAUAAAGAUAUAUUUGAAUACUUUAUGCACAAAAGCAUUGUAGACUAUAUAGAUUUUUUUCUUUGUCUAAGGCAAAAAAACACACAACAACAAUCAACUAAUUGUAUGUGAUUUUGUAGAACAUGAGCAGGGUGCUAACUGCUAAUGGACAUUUGUUCAGAAAGCAGCCGUGGGAGGCGAAGGACUGGCAAGACAUAUCAAUUUUGAAAGAAAAAAAAAAUACUUUAAAGCAAUUGAGUCACUGUGUUUGUGUGGUAAUCUGCGACUUUCUAGAUGUUGUUUAGCUACUUUUUUAAUUUAAAAGCUUUACUACUGUGCUAGCAUUUAGAGGGGACUUAGAUUUGAAUAUUGUAAACUUUAAGAGUUUCUUGAUCCCCAUUGUAUGCCUUUGUCUGUAUGACCUAAUGUUUGCCUUUACUCUCCAGGUGAAUAUAUAUAAUUUUGAGUCUAGUCGUUUAUAUUGACGGGUUCGGUGUGAAUUACCGAUGUCCAUAUCCCGACAGCGGCAUCCCGCCCACCAGAAUGCCGGCAGAGGGGCGAGCGCUAAGAGUCUCCUUGCGGGCUCACUGCGCUCACCACACUCACCACACUGUGGGCUCGGUCGUUUGCUGCUUUCGCCACAGGAUCUAUUCCCACUCUAUGGGUAUCAGGAUCACCCACAAGUGGGCAUAGCCCUGGAGGUUAGGAUUCCAGCUGGCGGCAUUGUCGGCUGUCAGGAUUUUGGCAGCGGACAGCCAUUCACUGUAUGGCUGCAGGCUGGGAGUCUAGGAAAAGAAUGCUGCCUUGCUGCUCUGAUUGUGUGACCACAACCCACCACGGCUCAGGGGCCCCUAGAAUUCUGGGAC
This is a messenger RNA of Pseudophryne corroboree (corroboree frog), 4650 nucleotides long. It is a transcript of the gene CALN1, whose product is annotated as calneuron 1. The transcript has 6 exons. Bases 709 to 1371 code for a protein of 220 amino acids. NCBI's taxonomy places the organism in Eukaryota, Metazoa, Chordata, Amphibia, Anura, Myobatrachidae. Gene Ontology annotation, cellular component: trans-Golgi network membrane. The record is from RefSeq and is a predicted model, not a curated record. Gene Ontology annotation, molecular function: calcium ion binding.